ACCGCAGCUGUCAACUCCAGCAUGUCUUACAGCGUGACCCUGACUGGGCCCGGACCCUGGGGCUUCCGCCUGCAGGGGGGCAAGGACUUCAACAUGCCGCUCACCAUCUCCCGGAUCACUCCGGGCAGCAAGGCAGCCCAGUCCCAGCUCAGCCAAGGAGACCUUGUGGUGGCCAUUGACGGCGUCAACACAGACACAAUGACCCACCUGGAGGCCCAGAACAAGAUCAAGUCCGCCAGCUACAACCUGAGCCUCACCCUGCAGAAGUCGAAGCGCCCCAUUCCCAUCUCCACGGCUGCGCCCCAGGUCCAGUCCCCUCUGCCAGUGAUUCCCCACCAGAAGGACCCUGCUCUGGACACCAACGGCAGUCUGGCGGUGCCCAGUCCCAGCCCCGAGGCGCGGGCCAGCCCAGGCACCUUGGGCACGAUGGAGCUCAGACAGAACCUGAGCUCCUCCUUCUCCCAGACCUCCAUCUUCUCCCACACGGGGGCCUCUGACCCCUCCCCUCCACGGGGCAGCCCAGAGGGCCCGAAAGUCCCACAGGGCUCGAGACAGCCAAGGCAGUAUAACAACCCCAUUGGCCUGUACUCGGCAGAGACCCUGAGAGAGAUGGCUCAGAUGUAUCAGCUGAGCCUCCGAGGGAAGGCCUCAGGUGCUGGACUCCCAGGAGGCGCCGACUACCAGGAACGCUUCAACCCCAGUGCACUGAAGGACUCCGCCCUGUCGACCCACAAGCCCAUAGAGGUGAAGGGACUGGGAGGCAAAGCGACCAUUAUCCACGCGCAGUACAACACACCCAUCAGCAUGUACUCUCAAGACGCCAUCAUGGACGCCAUUGCUGGGCAGGCCCAGGCCCAGGGCAGUGACUUCAGUGGGAGUCUUCCUGUUAAAGACCUGGCUGUGGACAGUGCCUCGCCUGUGUACCAGGCUGUGAUUAAGAACCAGAACAAGCCAGAAGAGGAGGCCGAUGAGUGGGCCCGCCGCUCCUCUAACCUGCAGUCUCGUUCCUUCCGCAUCCUGGCCCAGAUGACAGGAACAGAGUACAUGCGAGACCCGGACGAAGAAGCUCUGAGAAGGUCAAGGCCCCAGUCUUCUGCCUACAGCUCCGCGGUAGCUACCUCUCCAGCACCUGCUGCCCACACCAGCUAUGGUGAGACCCUGGCUGGCCCUGCGUCCAAGCCCCGGGUUGUGACCACAGCCAGCAUCCGGCCUUCUGUCUAUCAGCCAGUGCCUGCGUCUACCUACAGCCCAUCCCCAGGGGCAAAUUACAGUCCAGCUCCCUACACCCCCUCCCCUGCUCCUGCCUACACCCCUUCAUCUGCCCCCACCUAUACACCCUCACCGGCACCAGCCUAUACCCCCUCACCCGCCCCAAGCUAUAGCCCUGCCACCUACAGUGGGGGCCCUGCGGAGCCUACCAGCCGCCCCCCCUGGGUGACAGACGACAGCUUCUCCCAGAAGUUUGCCCCUGGGAUAAGUACCACAUCACUCAGCAAGCAGCCCCUGCCCAGGGGGGGCCCAUCCUACACUCCAGCAGGACCCCAGGUAUCCCCCCUCGCCAGGGGCACCGUCCAGAGGGCCGAGCGCUUCCCAGCCAGCAGCCGGACUCCACUCUGCAGCCACUGCAACAGUGUCAUCCGGGGCCCCUUUCUGGUAGCCAUGGGCCGCUCCUGGCACCCAGAAGAGUUCAACUGUGCCUACUGCAAGACCUCCCUGGCGGACGUGUGCUUCGUGGAAGAGCAGAGCAGUGUCUACUGCGAGCGGUGUUACGAGCAGUUCUUUGCCCCACUGUGUGCCAAGUGCAACACCAAAAUCAUGGGGGAGGUGAUGCAUGCCCUGAGACAGACCUGGCACACCACCUGCUUCGUCUGUGCUGCCUGCAAGAAGCCGUUUGGGAACAGCCUCUUCCACAUGGAGGAUGGGGAGCCCUAUUGCGAGAAAGACUACGUCAAUCUAUUCAGCACCAAGUGUCACGGCUGUGAUUUCCCUGUGGAGGCUGGUGACAAGUUUAUUGAAGCCCUUGGACAUACCUGGCAUGACACUUGCUUCAUUUGCGCAGUCUGCCACGUGAAUCUGGAAGGGCAGCCAUUCUACUCCAAGAAGGACAAGCCCCUGUGCAAGAAGCACGCGCACGCCAUCAACGUGUAGGGCCCGGGCGUCUGCUGCCAACAAGGCCUGGGAGCUGCUCCUGCUGCUGGCAACAAAGGAUUCCUGGAGGCUGAUGUUUCUUUUGGGGGGAAAACGGGGAAGGCAGGAAGUGAUUGAGCCCUUUUGAAGUAUAAUUUUAGUCCUUUCUUCUGUACACAGAUCAUGUAUUUGCAUAGUUCAGACUAGAAGCCAAAUGAAGAUUCUAAACCAAGCUAGUAAUUAAUCCAAGACUAGAAUUGUGCUUCAAAUGCUUAGGACAGAAUUCUAAGAACUCAAAAGUGAAAAACAACUAACUUUCCCAAAGCAAUACACUUCCCCAAGGUCACCAGGGUAGUGACAGAGCUCAGCCCAUCAGUGAACCCAAGGUACAGAGAAUCUGAAGCAACAACCAAGAGAAGUGCCAAACCAUGCUUGCUGCAGGGUAUUUUUAGAGCCAGAGCUGAGAGCUUGUUAGCUAAGGCCGACUGGGCUUUCCUCACCAAAAAAGGAAGUGUUACUCCAUUACUCUGCAUCGGUCUCUAGGCCCUCAAGUGGACAGACUUGCAGUGUUCUAUAGGGAGCCUGGACAUCCAAAGAGAAUUUAGGACUGAGACCAUGAACUGCUGUCUUCUGGGAGACACAGGGUGAUCAGGAGGGCUGUGAAAGGACUCUGGCUUACAUUGCAGACUGCCGAGAAAGGACGGGCCCUUCAGUUGCCCCCGACAGUUUGAAGCACCCAAUGUGCUCACAAGGCUUAGCUCCUUUUUUUUUUUUCUUUAACAUGUACAAUUCAGUGACAUUGAUUAUUACAUUCUUCAGGUUGUGCAACCAUUCUCACCCUCCUUUUCUGAGUUGUUCCCUCCAUUAACAUAAAUUCACUACUCCCUAAAGUUCCUGUCUCAUCUUUCAAGUUGCUGUCGUCAAUUUGAUCCCACAUAAAAAAAAAAAAAAAUAGAUCUUAAAAGAGCAUAAUGCUGAAGGCAGACAUGCUUUGCUAGUUAAAUAUUGUUUGGUUUUAAGAAGACUUUAGGGGAUAUUUUUAGUUUCAAGGUUUAAAGGUUAUUUUAGGGCAAUAGUUUCAGGAGUUUUUCCGGCCUCCAUGGCUGCAGAAAGUCUGGAUUCUAUGAGAAUUUGAAAUCCUGUUCUGCAUUUUCCCCCUUUUGAUCAGGAUUCUGCUACAGAAUUUUUGAUCAAAAUGUUCAGUAGUGGUAGGCUUAGCUCCUUUUUGAACUGCAGUGGGAAAGUGGAAUUGGGUUUUUCCCGUUUUGCUUUGUAGUGUGUGAGAAAAGGAGAUUUUAAAAAGACUCUGGGUUGUGCUUAGCCUUUGUUUUUGCUUUAAGAGAUUCAUUAACCUGAGUUUCCAGUUUUGUGCAUGGAUUUCAUCCCCCAUCUUGAGACUGCUCACUUAGGAGUCUUCCUCAGCACCUCUCCCUCCUCCGCCCCCCAGCAGACUUGGUGGCCUGUGGAAAAGGAGAGACACUAUGUGAAACAGAAGGCAGAGGGGCUGAGAACAGGCCCACACACUGGGUUGGGAAGAGGAGCCUUACUUCCUACCUGUCAGUAAGCGGAUGGGCCGGCAGGAACCCCUCCACCUCAGCUUUGCAUCCUUCUCAUGGGUUCCUUUAAACACAGCACACCUAUUAUGUACAAUUGUAUUGACUGCUGGAAGGAAAAGAGGGACUGAUACAUACUCAUUUGCUAUUUUGGGCCAAUAUAUUGAAAAUGGAUUAGCUGUGUUGAUCUAGCAGGUGUUUAAGUAUUAUUGAAGUAGACUUGGAUCUUUGAACUUCUUUAUAAUAUUAGUGAUAAUUUCUGAGUUAGGUAAGCAUUUUAAAGCUGUGUGGUGAUAAAGACAGAAGCUUGAUUUCUGAGGUUGAACGUGGCGUCAUUCCUUUGCCUUUGAGGAGGCACUCCUGUUAGGCUCCUUGAAACUGGCGUUAAAGCAGGCGGUUUGAGUGGAUGUUUCUCACGCAAGCACAAUACCUUGGCAUCAGUCCAACUCACUGCUACUCUCUCCUUGCGCCUGUUUUGGAUUUUCUCUUUGCAUGUUUGAAUUGUUAUCUGGGAAUACAGUAGAAUUCUUUUUCUUCUGAGGAUUGAGGCUUCCAGAUGGCUACCAGAAGUAGACCGUGUCGGCUUCUCCCUCAGCUAGCUGAGUUCCUAGCAGAAGGCCUGUGUUGUCUCCAAGGGUGAUAUCACCAUCCUCCCUCAGGGAGCACAGGUAGGGACCCAACGUGUUCUCAUCACAGGGCCCUUCUCUACCUUUGGUGCAGUGAGAAAGUGAAUACAAAGCACCAGGCAGAGUAAAACCUGCUGGGAGUGCCUGGAGAUUCUUCAGGAGUUGCAUACAAGUACCUUGGAGCAUUCUGUUAUUUUUGGAAUGUUCAAUAUACAGAAACAAGGAGGUUGCUGACUUGGCAAAAAGGUUCUAAACAGGUAUUCUCAAGAAAAAAAAACAAACUUAUUAUCAGGAACUGAUCUCAAAGAAAGAGAAAACAGUUCCUUAGAGCUAAGUUUCCAAAUCUCUUUUUAAAGGUUUACACACACACACAUCAGUUCUCUCAAAGGAGAACCUCACAUAGUGGUUGACUGAAAUCAGUUUUUCUACAUCCAGAGAUAGUAUAGGUUCUGGGGGACUUUUUAUUUAACAAAACAAACAAAAACAUUUUAAAGGUAGCAAGAAAAGGAGGUAGUUUUUGGGUGUGAUUCCCUAGUCACAAGUCUUGCCUAGUGUUGGGAUGAAGGUUGUAUCUAUCUCAAGUUAACAUCAUCAGUGUCCUACGACACCAAACACUUUAAUAGUUCAUGGUGAGGACUAGCUUUGGAUCUACAAUUCUCAUUUCCCCAUUGUUGACAUUUAUUUAACAUUUAUAAACAUUAACUUUUUGCAACUGAGUGACUUGUAUCUACCGUGUUUGUGUUAGGAAUCUAGCUUUUAUAAUGUUAACUUUUCAACCCAGGUACUCUUGCUUUGGGAUAUUUUUUCUCUUUUUUUUAAGAUUUCAGAAAAUGGAAUAUAGUGUGUUAGCGGUGUGUACAAAAAUAUUUUGCAUGUUUUUGGGUUUGUUUUAUUUUUGGGCCGUGUGACUUGUACUUUUUAGCAAAAUAAAACCAAAAAAAGAAUGUUCAAAUACAGAUUUUUCUGUGUAAAGUUUUUUCACGUGACAUCACAAGGUUACUUUUACAUGGCCAUAAAUAAAAGUUUGAGACAAACAAAAUGUCCUGUUGAGAAGAAGCACUGCCCACUGGCUCUCAUGGCUGUGUGCUCAACAGCAGUUUCACUGCCUUGUUAAACAGACAAGGAUCAAUUAAUAAUCCAGAUGUUUUGCAUACAGGAUAAAUUACCAGGUAAAUAGUAAACUGAAGACCAAAUCUUGCC
Loxodonta africana (African savanna elephant) is the source of this 5506-nucleotide messenger RNA. It is a transcript of the gene LDB3, whose product is annotated as LIM domain binding 3. Gene Ontology annotation, molecular function: muscle alpha-actinin binding; actin binding. Gene Ontology annotation, cellular component: filamentous actin; stress fiber; adherens junction. The transcript is spliced from 13 exons. Lineage: Eukaryota; Metazoa; Chordata; Mammalia; Proboscidea; Elephantidae. The record is from RefSeq and is a predicted model, not a curated record. Gene Ontology annotation, biological process: muscle structure development; heart development; actin cytoskeleton organization. Bases 22 to 2148 code for a protein of 708 amino acids.